UUUGAAAAUUAAAAGUUUCAAGAAAAGAUAAAGAUGAAAAUUGAAGUAUAUUAUGAAAGCUGAGCUACAACGCCAGCAUGGACCAUUUCCCGCGCGUCCCCAUGAAGAAUUCUCUCGUCUCCCCUCCCAGUUCUCCCGGCAACUCCCGGGAUCCCUUCCUUCGCCUCUUCCCUUCCGCCGAUCGUCGAGGAAGCAAGAUGGAGCCGACCGUCUGUAACGAAGGCCUCGACGAGCCACCGAGGAGACGCAGCCGACGCCGCUCACUUCGCGCGGCGGAGAACCACCCUGAACGCGGCGAGGACGAGCCGUGGGCUCCAAGUCGAGUGAUGCUGAUCCUGUUCCUCGCUGUCUCGGCGGGCAUGAUUGGCCCGUCGAACGGAUUGUCGGGGCCUCCGCCGUCGCCUUCGUCGGCGGCGACCCUGUUCGGUUCCGGAAACGGGUCGUACGUAUCCGCGUUCUACGUGCUGGGCGACUCUUCGGUGGACUGCGGCGACAAUUCGCUGUUCUACCCGUUUCUCCACGGGGAUCUGUCUCUUCAUCCGUGCAACGACGAGUCUGAUAAGACCCUUGUCCCGCAUUUUCUGGCUGAAAAAAUGGGCAUACAGAAUACUCCGCCGUUCUAUGCUCAGAAUGGCUCAAUUGCUAGUUUGUUGAGGGGCCUGAACUUUGGGUCAGCAGAGGCAACAAUUCUGAACUUCGGUGGCCGGAAAUUCCAGUCUCUAAACCAGCAGCUGCGCCAAGUACUGGAGACAUUUCAGUUGGUACAGCUUCACCUAGCCGAGGAAAGUGCUCGUGAGUUCAUGAAAUCGUCUAUAACUUACCUAUCUUUUGGAAAGGAUGAUUACAUUGAAUUUUUCCUUCGCAACUCCUCUGGCAUAACCCACAAAUUUACUGGCCAAGAAUUUGCUCAUGUCCUGGUUGAUCAAAUGAUCGAUGCGGUAACGAGUCUGUAUAAUGCGAAUGCCAGAAAGAUCAUAUGCAUGGGGAUUUUGCCCUUGGGGUGCACUCCACGUAUAAGAUGGGAACGGGUGAAUUCAACAUCAAGUGGAGGCAAGAGAGAUAUAUGCGCGGAAGAGGUCAAUGAGCUUAUUUUGGAGUACAAUUCUAUGCUUGAGGAGCGCAUUUUUGACCUCAAAGCAGAACUACCUGAUGCUAAGAUAGUCUUCUGUGACAUGUACCACGCCAUUCUGGCGGUCAUCACUAGCCCAGAGCGACAUGGGUUUGAAGACGUAAAAACGGCAUGUUGCAGGCUGGGUCAGGAGGGUAUGCUUAUAGGGUGCCUUUCGACUGAGAUGGCUUGCAAAGCAGAAUCAGCUCAUGUUUGGUGGGAUCUCUACAAUCCAACACAGGCUGUCAAUCGCUUGCUUGCCGAAUCAGCCUGGUCUGGGCAAGAGUUGAUGGGUAUAUGCCGCCCAGUCAAUAUCCAGAAUUUGGUGUCGACCUCAGCCUCCCACUCAAAUGCUGCUAUGAUGCAGUAACACCGUUCCCGACUUGGGUUAGUCUUAGCCAACUGGGCAUGUUCUUUUCUCUGUCUGCUAUGGAUAAGCUGCAGAAAGGUGGCAAUUUAGGUACUCUCCCAUUUCUUUAAGCCGGCUACAGUUUUAAAAAAUCACCUGUCAAAAUAUGAGGAAACAAGUGUUGCAGGGCUAGAAGAUGUUUCAUCCUUACUCAACCGAAUCAGCCGAACGGUGCUCAGGAUUCCUUCAUUUUUCAUGGGAGUCAAUGUAUGCUGCAUCUCUAUAAGGAUAGCGGGAUCCAAAUGCCGGCAUUAAGCCCCACAGAAUGCAUAACAAUUUCGUACAUGUUAACAGCUUCUUAAUUGAACAGCAAAAGCAGUCGCCGUCUGUAAUCAUCCUAAGAGAGAGCGUGAGAGAGUCUUGAGAGAUUUACGUUUCUGCAGUUCCUUGUAACGACACUUCCAACUCAUGUUUUUGUAUCUCCCACAUGAAACAGAAGAUUAUUACACCUGA
Molecule: messenger RNA, 1970 nt
Organism: Syzygium oleosum
Lineage: Eukaryota; Viridiplantae; Streptophyta; Magnoliopsida; Myrtales; Myrtaceae
Product: GDSL esterase/lipase At5g37690-like
Exons: 3
Coding region: 78-1478 (466 amino acids)
Molecular function (GO): hydrolase activity, acting on ester bonds
Source: RefSeq, a predicted model, not a curated record